CUUUUCGGAGCUUGUGCUAAUAACGGUCAAAGGCAUAUUAGCUUGGAGCGACUAUGAUGAUUUUUAUCCAAAAAUUGAGAUUUUAUUAAUAAAGUCGAUCGUCUAGUAUUCGUUUAGUGUCUAUAGAACGAAAAAUAUAAAGUGAGGUCGAUGUAUUUUAGUAAUAUCCGACCAGAGGUCAAAGGCAGAAGACGAAGCUGCUACAACCAGAUGAGUGUAGGCUUUUAAUGCUUGGCGGCCGUGCUGAAUCCCGCGAUCAUGCCGGAGGUGGACUGCAACAGCAACACCCUGAACGCCGAGCUGGAGGUGAAGAAGCUGCAGGAGCUGGUGCGCAAACUGGAGCGGCAGAACGAGCAGCUGCGCACCCGAGCCGGCGGAGUGCUGUCACCAUCCCCGGUGUGCGUGCUCGGGAGCGCCGGUGGUUACUGCCUCCCCAGCCCGCUGCCCACCCUCCUCUGCGAGUCGUCCUUGGGGUCAUUCGCCGCGUCGGAGGAGCCUUUUGACUAUUUCCACCCGCACGGCGCCAGGGAUGGAGCGGCGGCUGCUGCAGCAGCUAGUGCGGCUGCGGGGGAGGAGGAGGAGGAGGAAGACGCAUCCGACCCGUCGGUUCUGGACGAGCUGGAGCUUCUGGAUUUGAAUUCCCUGAGCUGCUCAGAUGAGUCUGAUGAAACAUGGUUAUACAUGUCCUCAAAGGACAGCAGGUCGGAGACCACAAGCGACUCCCUCACACCGCUGCAGUGGUGCCGGCAGGCUCUGGACAGCCCCAAAUCGGAGGUGGAGUCCGCCAGGAGGUCGCUGUCCCUCCGACUGGAACAAGUCUCCAGGUGGCGUAGCUCCCUAUCCAGCCCCUCUCCCUCCUCCUCUCCCGGCCCUCCUCUGAGUCGAGUUGCCGGAGUGUCUCCCAUCAGUGCUUCCUCUCCGGCCAAACCCUGCUCCACUCCCCAGUCAUCUGAAAGACACGUUCCUUCCAUCUCCUCCUCGCUCCACCCGGUCCUCCAUCGGACUCUCAGUCCCAUCGGGAAGGAGCUCUCCCCUGUAGCUGAGAGGACCCCCACGUUCCUUCCUCACCCAGCCACCCGAAGUCGCAGCCUGCGGCGUUCCGCCCUCAGCCCGCAGUCAUCCCUGGACAGCGACCUCGGCGCGUCGGAGGCGGAGGACGACUCCAUCGCUCUGGGAUACAAGCUGCAGGACCUCACCGAUGUCCAGGUUAUGGCCCGGCUGCAGGAGGAGAGUCUAAGGCAGGACCUCGCCAGCACGUCGUCCGUCCUGGCCAACCGCCGCAGCCAGAGCUUCACCUUCCAGCUCAGCCAGCUCAGCACCGGCCCCGACCUGGAGGAGGAAGACGAGGAGGACGACGAAGACUACGGUCUCCUGCCGCCACCGCAGCCGCGCCUCACCCGCCUGCCCCACUCCCACACCUUCUCCAGCAUCCGAGACUGGCGAAGAAGCACCAGCUCUCUGUGCACCCCUCCUUCCACCCCCUCCACCCCUCCGUACCCUUCCGCUGGGUUCGCCGUUCAACCUGCGCUCCAGGCCCAGCCUCAGGGGGGUUUGGGGCUGGGGCUGGGCAGUACCUGCGCAGCCGAGCAGCAGGGCUUCAGACCAGGAUCAGCCGAAUAUGAGAAUAAGCUGCGGAGGAGUAUGCCCAACCUCGUCAGAGCUCCCAGCAUGCCCAGUGUGCCCAUACCAGCCAAUCCCAGUGCUUCCCCUUCUUUGCUUCGUAACAGCCAGAGCUUUGAUUCGUCCAGCGGGCUGGCUCGACUGCAGUCCUCCAUCCCUUCUCCAGGCCAACUCCAAAACAGGGUCCAGAGCGUUGGGAACUUCUCCUCAUUGUCCCGGCCGCCUCUGAAGGCCACCGCCUACGUCAGUCCCACUAUCAAAGGCUCACCGUCCAUGCCCACCUCCAUCAGCCUCCAGUCUCUGAACAGCAGCAGCAGCGGUGGGAGUAACAGCGGGAUCCCUUUGCUCAGUAAACCUGCAGGUGGAGCGGGGACACCCACCGCCUCCACCUCAAGCACUGCACGCAGCGGCCUGCCCCGCCCCGCCUCCUUUGUUGGUACCACAAGCUCCGCCCCCCGCAGCAAGGUGGCCCAACCAGCACGAAGUUUACUGACUCCUCCAAAGAGCUUGUCCACCCUGAGUGCCCUACGCGACAGCACGUGGCGAGACGGCUGCUACUGACGAACAGACGCGGCGGUGCGGUAGUGCAGUGGCGCCCCGCUGGCUGGGGUGACUCGCUGCUCCUCAACAUCACGUUUUCCGUGGAGACACUGAAAGGUUUUUGACCAAAAAGUAACUGUUGAUGACCUUAAACCUGAGAUCCUGCAUAGAAUAGUUGGACGGCGGCCGAGGGUCUUCAUGAACCCAUCCCUCAGAUUCUAUGCAGAAUUUCUUCGGGGAAGUCGGGUUUUCUUUAUCUGCGUUUGACCGUUUGCACGUCAGCCCCUAAAUUCGCUGACUGCUACACAAUCGACGAGUUUGGUCUGUGCCAACGGGGAGCUGUUCCCUGCUGCUCUUGUGCAAUAAACUGCUGACUGUUGGGUACCAGUAAUACUAACCCACUAAAGAGGGCUGCCAGUUUUUUCUUUAAAUGAGCCUUGUGAUACUGUCUAUCACAUUUAUUUAUAUCACAUUUAUUUUCAAUAAAUAAAAAGAUUUGACUAAUCAGGUAAAGGUUUUUUUUUUGGUUUGUUUUGCCCCCCAUGGCAACAAGCACCUGUGAUGCUGCUAAAGUUUAAUCAGUCCCUGUUUGUUUGGGCAUAUUUGUUCCAAUUUUUACAAGAAACAUCUUAAACAAUGUAUUCAUGUACAAAUCUAACUAUUAAGUGUGCAUACAUACAUACAUACAUUAUUAAUUGAUCCAAUAUUCAGUUUUAAAUGUAAAUCUUGACCAAAAUAUCUGAAUGUUUACACAAGUUUUGUGCAUAUUAACACUUUAAAAUUGUCUGACCGACGAGGGGGAACAGUUCUUGUUGCACUUUGUAUAAAAUCUCUUAAUUUGUUUCUCUUUUUUUUUUUUUUGUUGUUUACUAACAUUUGCACUUAUUUGUACAUUUGAUCUUAUGAAUUUAAAGUGAGUAAACUGCUGUUAACAUGUUCUGGGGACGUUUCGCAGUUGCAUACGGCCUAAUGUAGCACCGUCUGUAAUAUUCACCACGGCACAUUUCACAAAACCCUGACACGUUUGUUACUGUGAUGGACCGAAUGAGUGAAACAUUUUAAUAAAAUGUUCUAAAUUAAA
Messenger RNA from Archocentrus centrarchus (flier cichlid), 3241 nucleotides. RefSeq names its product SLAIN motif-containing protein 1-like. Gene Ontology annotation, biological process: cytoplasmic microtubule organization; positive regulation of microtubule polymerization; microtubule nucleation. Lineage: Eukaryota; Metazoa; Chordata; Actinopteri; Cichliformes; Cichlidae. The transcript is spliced from 11 exons. Gene Ontology annotation, cellular component: microtubule plus-end. The record is from RefSeq and is a predicted model, not a curated record. Bases 259 to 2181 code for a protein of 640 amino acids.